UUUGACAGCCCUCGUUAAUACACAAUUAUUUACUUACUUGUUAACUUCAUAUGGUGAUAAUAUGUCAGUGUUGUGUUUACUUUGUGUUGCGCUGCCCCUAAGUUGCAAAAAACAGUAAUGUUUGUGCUUUAAACAUGACUCAGGUCUUCACACAUGAGAAAAUCCCCAUUAGCCAUAUCGUAGAUACUGUAAAUGUUUUCCAGAUUUCUUUGUAGACGGUUUGCCUCUCAGUUUUGUUUCUCUAUUCCCAUACACUGAGCCAUUUUGUUCCACUUCAGGACAAUAAGUAUGUUUGCUUGCAAUACAUGAAUACAUUUUGUACUCUUUUGAGAAGUAAACUUGUUUACUUAAUUAACAGAAAGUUAUAAUCAAUUGAUUGUUAACGUCCUUAAUCAUAACUUUGGCUAAACAUUUGAAUAUCUUUGGGUUUUGGACUGUUGAGGAGACAAAACAAGAGACGAUCACUGAGAAUGAAAAUAAUCAGUAGUUGUUCAUGAACUCCAGUGUAAGCACAGAAGGCCAUUAAAAUACAAAACUUUCUUUGUUUCAAAAUUAAAAAUGCAUCAGCAAAGUCACUUACUGUCCAAAAAGAGACGUUUUACAUAAAUAAUAAAUUGUCUUUUAAUGCCCGCGGUGAGCCUGACAGCGCGGUGACAAGGAGGAAGAGAAGGAGUGGGUUUAAGUGGGGUCAGUGUUCAUAAUGUCAUUACCACGUUGUUUUGGUUAUCAAGUUCCGCUCUAAUUGGAUUGUUCCUUCUCGUUAGAUGUGGGCUGCUCUGCAUGUGUUACAGUAAACGUCUGUUUUUGUAACUUGUGACUUACACCCACUCUCCUUUAGUCCCCGGUGUACAAUACGUGAGCUGUAAAUUCACAUUAUGUCUCCUUUCAGAUGGAUGAACCCUCUCCACCUGCCUUUCCCUCACUUUUAUUAUUUGUCACCUUCAGUCUCACCUGCUCAUAUUGCAUGAUGUCCCACCCCCCUCCCUCCUCUGUUUACCAAUUACAGCAUCAAUCCAUGCUGUCCACUGUGGGAGCGGUUUCUCAUUUCAGGCAGAGGUCAUUCAUUCAGCCCAGCCCUCUUCAGCUCAAAUCACAGAGACAGUCCGGUCUUCAUACUCGACCCGAAGCUGCUCUCUAACUCACGGCUGCAGAGAUGAUGCAUGUUGCUUUUCUCCUUCUGAUCGUCUUCACAGAUGGGUCGUCCUCUGAGAAGGUGUGCAGUUACCAGGACGUAGUGGACUACCUGAACCUGACCACAGAUAGCAGUGCGUUUAAACUGACCCGGCCCGUUCUGGACCACACACACUACACCGACGUGAAGCUGGACAUCAUCCUCUUUGCCAUCCUGGCUGUGGUUGAGAAAACACAAACUUUUAUUCCUUUCAUCUGGGCAACAAUGCAAUGGGACGAUGAACGCAUCUCGUGGGACUCGGAUCAGUUUUGUGGAAUCAAACAGAUUACCAUUCCUAAAGAAAUGCUCUGGAAACCCGACCUCUUCAUCUAUGAGAUGACACAGAAGGACGACUCCCCUCAGAAUCCCUACAUGCAAGUGCACAGCGACGGGACGGUCAUAUCUGAAGAGGACUUGAAGGUGGUCAGCACCUGUUACAUGGACGUCCACAAGUUCCCCUUCGACACACAGAAAUGCAGCAUCUCCAUCGGAUCUGCGAUACACUCUGUUGAUGAGAUUCGUCUCUUUCCUUACUCCAAUUCGUCUCGAGCCACCCAGUUUACCCGAGAGGUGAUGAAGACUCAGGGAGAGUGGGAGUUCCUCCAACUGUCCAUCACCAAAAGAAAUUUCACCUUCAGCGAUUCAACACUGUAUGAACUGCUCGAAUACACUUUCACCAUGAAGAGGAGGCCCCUGCUCCACGUCAUCAACUUCCUGUUGCCCAUCCUGUUCUUCCUGAGUCUGGACAUUGCCUCCUUCUUCAUCGCAGACCAUCGAGGAGAGAAGCUCGGCUUCAAAGUCACCGUGCUGCUGGCCAUCUCUGUCCUGCUGCUCAUCCUGAACGACAUCCUGCCCUCCAUGUCCAACAAGACUCCGCUCAUAGCGACCUACUGCAUUGUGAUCUUUGCUCUGAUGCUGCUCAGCCUGCUGGAGACCAUCUUGGUUACGUAUCUUAUGGAGAAAGACUCUGAAUCCCAGGAGAAGCUCAAGCUGAGGGACGACUGGGAGGACAAACAGGAGGAAGUCAAAAUCGAUAACUGUAACAAGGAGGAGAAAAGACAAUCCUGCUUAUCAUGCAUCUGUAACGCGUCUGACGGUGAGAAACAGCAUGAACUGCUGCCGGUGGCUGAAGAGGUUAACAACAGCGUUCAGUCACGAGAGUCUCAGGCGUUACUGCUGAUCCUGGAUGAGCUGAAGGAGCUGAAGGAGCUGCAGAAAACUCUGAAUCUGCACUUCAGCUGCAGACAGGAAGGAGGGAAGUACGGCCUCCGUGCUGCAAGAAUCAACAAAGCUUUCUUCAUUUUCUACGUCAUCACCGUGUCGCUGUUUCUAUCCCUCAUCUUCAUCGCGUGGAACACUUAGAAAUGUAAAACAAUACCUUGCAAUACUUGUUGUGCUUAUAAAAGCACAUGUUGUGUGUCUCGUUGUGAAUCUAUUUUAUGUGGAUGAGAUAGUUGAAAGUGAAAGUUACACGACCCUGUAGACGUGUGAGAUUUAUACUGUUGAUAAAAGCUUUAGAGGCCAGCUUAAUGCAUCGCCUUUGAAUAUGAUUGUAUAAAAUGUGUAGUGAAUAAUUCAUGUUCGUUUACAGAGAUUAAACAGGAAACUUUACUGCC
This is a messenger RNA of Sebastes umbrosus (honeycomb rockfish), 2787 nucleotides long. RefSeq names its product 5-hydroxytryptamine receptor 3A-like. Gene Ontology annotation, biological process: monoatomic ion transmembrane transport; chemical synaptic transmission; nervous system process. The record is from RefSeq and is a predicted model, not a curated record. Gene Ontology annotation, cellular component: membrane; neuron projection; synapse. The transcript has 10 exons. Gene Ontology annotation, molecular function: extracellular ligand-gated monoatomic ion channel activity; transmembrane signaling receptor activity; neurotransmitter receptor activity. NCBI's taxonomy places the organism in Eukaryota, Metazoa, Chordata, Actinopteri, Perciformes, Sebastidae. The coding region runs from base 1154 to 2533 and encodes 459 amino acids.